GCCAAUUGACUGAUUUAUAAAUCACUUUGCGUUAUAAAUAACGAUUCAUUAUUAUUUGUAGAUUAGUCCGAAUGUACCACAUGAUACAUUGCGGUUUUGAUCCUUUCAAAUACGGCCUGGUUAUUUUACGCCUGCUACGUUAGGGCGCACUGUUAGCUAGCAAGCCAUCAUUCGUCUGUUUGGCCAAAUACUUAUUAUUUUUCACGGUUUAUUUAGAGGUAUCCCCACUUGACGAAAGUGCAAUGUCGUCGUGGGCACCAGGCGGCAGACGGCCUCAACCCAACCCAAAUGGAGGCAGUGUUAAACCUCUUCGGCCUUUUCGAAGACCAGCACCAUACCCCGUGAGAGAAGACAGGACCGACGACCACAAGGAUUCUGAGAGUUACGAGGAGUUGGACCAACAGCAUGACUACUCCGGUAACAACAUGGACUAUGAAGGAUAUCAACAAAAUGCUUCUCCCAAAGUUUACAAUGCAGCUGACAAACGUAGCGCACUCUACCAGCGGUUCUAUAAGCAACUCCAGGAAAAGACACCUGCCGACUGUGUGGUUCUGUCUGUGAGCAACCAGAGCACGGAUUACCCCAAAUCUAUAGGCCACUGUUUGCAGGACCGUGGCCUCUCGGUGGAAAUGAUUUACCUGCAGGCGGAGUCGGGCCUGACCCGGGCCCUACAAGAUGUCCGCUCCGACGGUUCCCCCUUAUGUAUUCUCGUCGAACAGACUAACGUAGCUCUGUCCUCGUGCACAGUAAUCAUAUUUUCAGAAUCCCUCAAAAUCCACCGCAACAUGCCCAAGGACCAUGCCAUGGACUUUGUGAUGGCGGAAUAUGGCCGUGGGCUUGGGGAGCGGACGCAGCAGAAGGACUCUGCAGAAACAGGGGAGCGGGCGGCCGAGCUGGUGGAUGACUACCUGGAGAGAGAGAAAGUGGAGAGGCAUGCUGUGCCCUCUGACACCCGCCAGCUGCUCUUCUUCCUGGCCGAGGGAGUCCACCUGUACCCCGAGGAGCUGAGCACCAUCGCGGAGUAUCUUCGCAACCGCCAGGACCAUCUGCAAGCCACGUCUGAGACUGGUGAUGGCCCCCGGCCUGAGAGGAAGAAGAUGUUGCCUCCUGGUUUAGGGAAACCUCCACCGCUGCUACCCACCCCCUCAGGCCCUCAUGGCAGAGAGCCACCCCCUGGGAUGGGAGAGCACCCUGCCACCCCCCUCAUGACUCCAGGCUCAUACCCCAAGACCAAGCCCCCUCCACUGCUGUCCAUGCACCAGGGACAGGGGCUACCUCAUCGUCCCCCUCAUGGUCCCCCACCCCCUCAUGGCCCCCACGGUCCACUACCUCGAGGACCCCCACACCACCAUGGCCCCCCUCUUCCCCGAGGGCCCCCUCCCCCCCGUGGUCUUCCACAGAGUGGCCCCAUGACCCCACACGGCCCCAGAGGAGCCCCACCAUCACUGAAGAGCCUUCACAUGGGACCACAGCCUGGGCUGCUCCCCUGUCCAGGUGGUCUGCCUCCACACCCUAACACACCCAGGCGCUGAGAGAAGAACACCUCUAGACCACCAUGGACAGACAGUAGAAAGCAUUAGAGCUGAUCAGGAAACACUGUCAUACUGGCCUGAGGAGUGGGAUCUCCUUCAGCUCAGUGCCCUGCUGCUGCUCUCUCAGGACCCCACACUACCACUCCUCAUCUCAGAGCCCUGUAUAGAUAGUCUCUGCAUCCAUAGUUUAGCAAGCUGAAAUGGAAUGUUGGUUUUAUUUGACUAUUUGGGAGUUCAGAGCUCAAUUUUUAUGAGUGUUUGAGUUGACCCACAACAAUGUUCAGGAGCCAAGUCAGAACAAAUGACUUUUUUUUAAUUUUUAUUGCAUUCUCAGAUUCUUAGUUUUUUUUGUUUCAUUUAUCUGUUUUUAGUUUUUAUCUGAAAAUUGGCUAUCAAAUAUUAUAAUAAACAAUAGAUUAAAGGCUAAUCAAUCUCAUAUCUUUUGCAAUCAUCUCAUCACACUCAAUGAUCUGUCUUUGGAUCCCAGAUUUGUCCUAGGAGGAUAUUAUGCCAGUAUGCUAUCAAUUUAAGAACAUAAUAAGCAAUUCAUGGUAAACGUCUGCACCUGUUUCUAUUUGGCACAUGUGACAAAUAUAAUUACAUUUCAAUCUCGUGAUAAAUAUGAAGGUGAUAUGUUCAGGAGCAGGUCUGAGCAUGUGGUUAUCAACUUCAAUAUUUAUUUUGUUAACUAAGUAAAUUGGUAAUGAUACUGGAGUAAAAUUAGCUAAUUAACAAGAACGGAACUCAGUUUCUUAGGCUCUAUUUUUAAAAUAUUAUCUACGUGUUUUAUUAGAAUAAAACAUUCAAUUGUAGCUGUUCCUUUUUCUGUGUUAUCUCCCAUUAUCAAAUAAAUGUUUUUGCACCAAUCAUCACCCAGUGUUUAGGACAGUAUAAAAGGUGUGACUUAACAGUUUCUGGCAGCUGUUUCGUAUUGGGAACCCUCAGUAUAAUGUGCCCAUGAAAAUUAAGAAGUUAUUGUGAUGUUUUUUUUACAUACACAGUACUAUAUCAAACAUGGAUGAGAUACUGUGUGCAUCUAAGCCAACCUUGGCAGUGGUCUGAUGUAAAAUCAGACAAUUUGUAGUACUUCUAUCACUAGAUGGUGCUAUAGAUCCAUUCAACUAUCAUUAUCUUUGAAACCACUGCAUCGCCAAUAUCAAAUGUGUUUUGUAUUCUGACAUUGAAAGGCUUCAAUCAAUAUAUUUGAAUCGGAAGUCAGUUAUGUUUUCAUUGUUUUUGCCACAAGCCUAAUGUUUUGCAUGACUUUGUUUCCUUAGUGAUUUCUUAUUCUGUAUCAGUUUAAGCGAACGAAGCACCACCCUGAAUUGAUUAAGAUUAAAGGAAAUAAUCUUGUUACUGAAA
This is a messenger RNA of Salmo salar (Atlantic salmon), 2894 nucleotides long. RefSeq names its product nuclear receptor coactivator 5. The record is from RefSeq and is a predicted model, not a curated record. Lineage: Eukaryota; Metazoa; Chordata; Actinopteri; Salmoniformes; Salmonidae.